This is a messenger RNA of Amphibalanus amphitrite, 557 nucleotides long. RefSeq lists its product as uncharacterized. The record is from RefSeq and is a predicted model, not a curated record. The annotation marks the transcript as partial. Lineage: Eukaryota; Metazoa; Arthropoda; Thecostraca; Balanomorpha; Balanidae. The transcript is spliced from 4 exons.
CGUAUUUUGAAUUCACCAUAGGGCUCAGCCAUUCCUAGAGGAAUUCUAGGCACCUUGGAAAAAAGCGAAAUCGCGCUAGGGAUUUCAGCCGAUCUGGCAGCUCUUCCGAUGCCACUGGCGCGCCUUUUAAUCCAAAGCGCCUUUUUCGUGUCUCAUGUUUGCUCGUUUAUUGCGGAGGCCUAUAUAUGCUUCAAGAUGCUGGAAAAGGAUCACUUCCAAGUAAUCUGGAAGGCUGAUGCCAAGUACAUCUUGUGCGAGAAGCUUGAUAUGAUUCCUGACCUGGAACCGGAGUUGAUGGAGGGCACCACUGUGGCCUACCGAUGUCCGGCGUCAAAGGAAUCGGCCCUGCAGUGGAUUCAGCUGUACCAAGAGGCCGCCAACAUCACCCUGACGACGUACGACUCCAUGUCGAAUGGCCAAAGGGUGGUGUACUGGGCCAGGCUUCGUUGUCACCACGACGUCCCAGAAAAGCCGAGUCGUCCGAGGAAAAACCAAUCCGCCAAGGACACCGGGUGCCCCCUGCGCCUGAAAGUGACUGUCGCCAACAUUCCAAAACG